Molecule: messenger RNA, 1266 nt
Organism: Symbiodinium pilosum
Lineage: Eukaryota; Dinophyceae; Suessiales; Symbiodiniaceae
Source: the annotation of a GenBank genome assembly
AUGGCGCAGGAGACGCCAUGGUUCAAGAUGUUGGGCUCGGGACAGGCGAGAUCUUGGGCAAUGGUCAUUCUGGGCAUGCUUGUUCUGCUGAGGCUUCGAUUGAUUCUUUUCGCAGCAGCAUUGCCGCUGGUCGUGUACUGGUUCGAGGUUCAUGUGCCCAGAGCCGAGGACGAAGCCGCUGAAGAGGAUGCGGAGCCAGAUGAGCCCGAAGGGUCAGCGCAGGAAGAGGAGGACAAGGAGGAGUCCCAAGAGAUUUACGACCACGAUUUCUGGUCAGACAAGGUCAAGUCAAACAGCAGGGACUUGGGAUUCUCUUGGGAAGGUCGAGAUGAGCUGGACGAUUUGUUAGACGGGGACUCACACCCCAAAGGCCAGCGGGAAGUGAAGGAGUCCAGGGACACGCUGGACUUCGACUUCGGCCUAGGUGGAGAUUCCAAAGACAAGGACCUUAAGGACUUUGGCGACUUUGGUUUAGGCUUGGAGAAAGAUUUCGGCCUUGACCGCGAACCGGACUUCGACUUCGGCUCCUUCGGCAAUGGUCACAGAGGCAAGGGCAAGGAGCCGAGAGACGGGAAGGACUCUCACAAAGGAAAGUCGAAGGAGCCUCGGGAAGCGGAUCCGAAGCAGGUGUUCAUUGCGAACAUCGGUGAAGCCAACGAGGACGAGCUUCGAAACUUCUUCGAGGCUGCUGGAGAGGUUGAGCGGCUCAAGGUCUUGCGAAACCCAGAUGGCGGUUCCAAGGGGAUCGGCUUUGUGACGUUUCGCACGGAAGAACAGGCACAGAAGGCCCUCAGCUUUCACAACAGAGCCUUUGAGGAUGGCCACAUCGUGGUGCGUUUGGCCCACGGAGGCAAAGGCAAAGGCGACCGAGAGAAAGGUGAUAAGGGCGAAGGACGUGAUGGACGAGGCGACUUCAAUCGAGAUCGCGAUGGGCGAGACCGUGGCAAAGGGCGGGGCCGAGGAGGAGGAGGCAAAGGCAAAUUGCCCAUGGCUAACGUGGAGGAGCUACUAGAGUCGGCUCUCGCGAGUCAGGACGGCCCGCUCAAGGUCAGCGACUUUGAUUUCACAGCCAAAAAGUUUGUGGCUGAGCUACACAACCGCGACCGUGCUGAUGGUGGCUCUCGUUUCCAGGAGGCUUCCAGCAUUGAGCAUGCUUGGUGUGACUUUGUUUGUAAGGUUAGACCACAGUUCGUCAACGUGAGUUUAGAAGCUUGCCCUUGCCUGCCAGCUUCCCUCGACAUGUUCAAAGCUUGUAGCCUCUUGUAG